Molecule: messenger RNA, 1584 nt
Organism: Trichechus manatus latirostris (Florida manatee)
Lineage: Eukaryota; Metazoa; Chordata; Mammalia; Sirenia; Trichechidae
Gene: SPATA16
Product: spermatogenesis associated 16
Exons: 10
Coding region: 1-1584 (527 amino acids)
Biological process (GO): spermatogenesis
Cellular component (GO): Golgi apparatus
Molecular function (GO): protein binding
Source: RefSeq, a predicted model, not a curated record
AUGGCUUUAGGAAACCAUAGGAGUUUGGAGAAUACAGUGAAUAGGGUCUAUCAUGAUCAGCUUGUUCCAAAGAUAAACACAAGCAAGAAAAUGGCCACCUUGGCAAAUCCACCUACCAUCUUGGAAAUGCCACAGGAGAUUAAGAAAAACUGUGGAGGCAAACAGGUAGAAAUCACAGUUGAAAGAAUAAAAAUGACAAAGAGCAUCAAAGAAAAACAAAACCAUGAUUUAGAGAGAGUAGCCUUUAAAAGAAAGGCAGAAGGUGAAGACAAGCCAGCUGGAAAGAAAGAGGCAAAGAUAAUAGAACUUGACAAUCAAUUAAUCACCAUGCCUCUGCCUCACAUCCCCUUAAAGAACAUAAUGGAUGUGGAAAUGAAGUUGGUGUAUGUUGAUGAAGAGAGUGUGAGCUAUGAGUUCGCAGAGUCCCUCAUGUCCACUGGGAUUCAGCCAACAUGCCGAGCUGCUGAAAUAGUAGACCCUUUGAGUGUACCUAAUUUCAGUUUUCCGCCUCAGAUUGACAAAUGGCUUCAGGUUGCCUUAAAGGAUGCCAGCUCUUGCUAUAGACAAAAGAAAUACGCCGUGGCAGCAGGACAGUUCAGAACAGCACUUGAGCUUUGCAGCAAAGGGGCAGCUCUGGGAAGGCCAUUUGAAGCAUCUGCUGAAGAUAUAGCAAGCGUGGCAAGUUUCAUCGAGACAAAGCUUGUUACGUGUUAUCUACGGAUGAGAAAACCCGACCUUGCUCUGAAUCAUGCACACAGGAGCAUUGUUUUAAACCCAGCCUAUUUCCGAAAUCAUCUCCGUCAGGCAACAGUGUUCAGAUGUCUGGAGAGAUAUUCAGAAGCUGCCCGGAGUGCCAUGAUUGCCGACUACAUGUUCUGGCUCUGUGGAAGAAGUGAGCAGUAUAUAAGCAAGCUCAUCAAACUGUACUGGCAGGCAAUGAUUGAAGAAGCUAUCACCAGAGCUGAAUCCUUCUCAGUGAUGUACACACCAUUUGCAACAAAAAUAAGAGCUGAUAAAAUAGAAAAAGUAAAAGAGGUUUUCUCAAAAACUCACCCUGCAUAUGUGGAUUAUAUCUACACAGAUCUACAAGGACUCCAUGUGUUGCCUCAGACAGCUGACUGGUCGUCUUUUCCUCCCCAACAAUAUCUCUUGACUCUUGGGUUCAAAAACAAAGAAGAUGGGAAAUUUUUGGAAAAAAUAUCAAGUAGGAAGUUGCCAACAUUUACUGAACACAAAAUGCCCUUCGGUCUGCUGACCAGAGAUGACACCGUGAGACACAUGGAGACAAUGGGGAAGCACAUCUUGCCAAUACUGGAUUUUAUCAGAAGCACCCAAUUAAAUGUAGCCAAAAGAACAAAUAAUUCUGUCUUGGAAAAACUGCAGUCACUAAUGGCAGAUGCUAUGGACACCCUUGAAGGAAGAAGAAAUGAUAAAGAACGUGUGUGGAAUACAGUCCAAAAGGUUGGGCGAAUUGAAGAUUUUCUAUACCAAUUAGAGGACAGUUUUCUAAAAACUAAAAAACUGAGAACGGCUCGAAGGCAAAAAACGAAAAUGAAGCGGCUUCAAACCACACAGCAAAGCUAG